AUGCCGGAUGAGAACAGAAAUGAAAGAAUGAAUGAAAGUGAAAUGAAAAAUAAUGCCCGUAAAGACUUCUGGAGAACAUUAGUUACAACAAAUGAGAUAAUUGAGCGACCAACGGCGGCUACUCGACCGCCUCGUCGUCGUGACGAGUAUCAUUUUGAGGGCACCACCGUUGCAGCCACAACCGAACCAACACCAACGGUGGAUUCUUCUCUGCUGCUUCUGGUGUUCGCGGAGAAUUCUGUGUCGACGGCCGCUGCCGGACAACCCGACAGAGUGCGGCAAUUAGCCGCCGCAAUCCGAGAAAAGCGACCGAGACGUGUCGCCAUUCAGUUACUUCAAGACGGCGAGUCGCUUCAGCCACUGGCCGGCAACUCGAGGACUUAG
Necator americanus (New World hookworm) is the source of this 384-nucleotide messenger RNA. RefSeq lists its product as uncharacterized. NCBI's taxonomy places the organism in Eukaryota, Metazoa, Nematoda, Chromadorea, Rhabditida, Ancylostomatidae. The transcript has 2 exons. The record is from RefSeq and is a predicted model, not a curated record. The coding region runs from base 1 to 384 and encodes 127 amino acids.